Molecule: messenger RNA, 1278 nt
Organism: Adineta ricciae
Lineage: Eukaryota; Metazoa; Rotifera; Eurotatoria; Adinetida; Adinetidae
Source: the annotation of a GenBank genome assembly
AUGAAUUGUGCACAAGAAUUUCAAAGAACAAAUUAUUCUGGUCAGAUGUUAACUUAUGCCAUGGAUGAUGAUUCAGGUUCUUGGUGGUGGUGGAUUAACAUCAUUGGUACAUUAUGUUUUGGUGUGAUUGGUUUAAUUGGAAAUCUGAUAUGUUUUUUGGUUGUUUGUCGUUUUGCAUUACCUCAACAUUCAUUUGUUCAAUAUCUUCGUGCAUUGGCGAUAUUUGAUUUUGUCUCUUUAUUAUUUGAAUGUUUACAAUCAUUAAAUAAUUUACUUGUUUAUUUAUUUGCAAUAAAUAUUUUAAAUUUUCGAUCAACAGUUCUUUGUAAGAUUUAUGAAUAUUCAAGUCAUGUUACUGUUUUACUCGCAUGUUGGACCAUUGUCGGAUUAACAUUUGAUCGUUUAAUCUUAUUAUGUGAUCCUUGGGCAAAACAAUGGCCAAAUUUAUCACGAAAGAUUUGUAAUUUACAAUGUGCAAAACGAAUUAUUUAUGUUUUAAUUUGUCUUUCGCUUGUGAUUAAUAUUCCACAUUUGAUUUAUCAACAAUGGAUUUGUCGCAAAUCGGGUUAUCGUUAUAGUGCAGCAUUUAAAGGCAAAUUUUAUUCAAAUGAGACACAAAAUACAUCAGAUCAUUUUAAUUGUCAAUGUCGAAUUUCACCUUCUCACAAACAAUUCGCUGUUCUCUUAUAUGUUCAAUGGAAAAUCUAUAUUUUUCAUUUACUUUGUUAUACACUUUUACCAGGUGUGAUCUUAAUCGCAAGUAAUGCGGCUAUUUUACAAGUCAUUCACGCACCACGACAAAUUGUUGGACAAAAAAAUGAACAUUUAAAAUCGAAAUUAACUCGAACAUUAACAUCUGUGUCAUUAAUGUUUUUAGUUUUAUAUUUUCCUCAUGCUAUUGUUGAAACCUUAUCAUUAAUUUUAGUUCCAUAUUUUAAUCGUCGUUGUUCAAUUCAUUCAUUAAUAAUUAUUCGUGUAUUAAAACGUUUAAGUGAAUUAUUAAAUAUCGCAGCAUUGGGAAUUAAUUUUUUCUUAUACAUCUUAGGUGUUAAUCAUUAUCGUUCAGCAGCUAUUCAAAUGCUUGGUUUACAUCAUUUUCAUAUCUUUUUACCAUAUUUAACAGUUGAACAUCGAAAUUCACUUGGAUCAUUGGGUUUACAUAUGAGUCAACAUCAACGAAGAAAUACACAAACAGAUAGUUCAAGUAUACGUCUAUUAAAAAUCGUUAAUAAUGGAAGUCCAAAUAUAUCAGGAUAUCAAACACGUUCAUCAAGAUGA